Messenger RNA from Laccaria bicolor S238N-H82, 837 nucleotides. RefSeq lists its product as uncharacterized. The record is from RefSeq and is a predicted model, not a curated record. NCBI's taxonomy places the organism in Eukaryota, Fungi, Basidiomycota, Agaricomycetes, Agaricales, Hydnangiaceae. The transcript is spliced from 12 exons. The coding region runs from base 1 to 837 and encodes 278 amino acids.
AUGUUUCAACUCCGCUCUAUCCUUUUCAUCUUGCUUCUCUCUCUGGUCUACAUCUCUUCGGCUCUGCUAAUUCCGCUCGGGAGCCUCAACCUCUCUCGGAAUGAUCUCUCCUCUACCGCUAACGCUGCAGCCAAACGGGACCUCGAUUUGAGAGACCCGAAGCGCGCCGCAGCCAAACGGGACUUGGACCUCUCGGAGAGAGGCCCUAAGCGAGCUGCAGCUAAACGGGAUUCAGACCUCUUAGAGAGAGAACCUAAGCGAGCUUCAGCUAAACGAGACACAGACCUCUCGGAGAGAGACCCCAAGCGAGCUGCAGCCAAACGAGACAUAGACCUCUUGGAGAGAGACCCUAAGCGUGCCGCAGCUAAACGAGACCUUUCGGAGAGAGAUACCAAGCGUGCUGCAGGUUCGGCGCUGGAAAAGGGUACGAUCGCCAUAUGGUGGGAUCUCAGAAAUCAGCGCGCAUCGACUCGCAGGACGCACAAGGCCUCACAGAGAUCCAUCAGCAUGAAAGGCCAAUCGUACCACGCUGUCACGCCCAUGCCCUAUGACAUUCAUUUUUUUGGAAUGACAAUGUUUCUUGGCAUCGCAAAAGCUGUGGCAGCUUCCGGCGGUGCAAUUAUCGCGCCCACCCUGGAAUGGGUUUUCCGUGAUUGGAUGGUACAAGUCCCAUCCGCCAAAAGCCAAAUGGCUGGACUGGUUCUUCAACACAAAGUCGCAAGUGUUGCGACUCGCAACACUUUCCCCACAUUGAUUGUGGGGCCCACAAUCUACACAAGCCAACCUAAGCCAACGUUGAAUAAUCCUACGGAUGAUCCGCUAGUCUCGGAACGGUAA